Molecule: messenger RNA, 5978 nt
Organism: Leptopilina boulardi
Lineage: Eukaryota; Metazoa; Arthropoda; Insecta; Hymenoptera; Figitidae
Gene: Rheb
Product: GTP-binding protein Rheb homolog
Exons: 6
Coding region: 562-1110 (182 amino acids)
Biological process (GO): small GTPase-mediated signal transduction
Cellular component (GO): plasma membrane
Molecular function (GO): GTP binding; GTPase activity; GDP binding
Source: RefSeq, a predicted model, not a curated record
UAUGCAUCAGAGAAAAUUGCCAGUUGUGUUGUACAGUGCAUCACUCACAGCGUUUUCAGUGAGUGGGCAGUUGUAAAUUGCGUUUGCGUGAUAGACACGUUACGUUUUACUAUAUAAAUUUUACCAAUGUAAACUUUGUGAAUGUAAACUUAAAUUUUAAUUACGUAUAUACAAAUUUUCAUUCGCGUAUACACGCGCUUUAUAAGAAUUUGUUUUUCGUGCAUUACAACAAUUUUAUGAAACUCGUAUUUUCUUGAUGUACAAAUAUAAUACACUGAAAUAUAUACUCAAUGUAUAAUUUUUAGUGUCAAUUGAUGUUAAGUGAGUGAACCGUAUAUAGAUAUAUAUAUAUAUAAGUUUUGGUGCGUUGUGAACAAUAUUUACACGCUCUUUUCGGUGCGUGUUUCCGUUAACAUUGGUUUUUUGCUUAUACCAGGAAAAAUAUAUAACCAAGGAUAUCAUACAGUGAAUAAGAGCAACAAAAAAAAAAGUUUUAGCAGUUAAUAUUUUGCAUCAUGCAAGUAUUUAUAUGUAUGCCUUAAGUUUCACAUCUGCUGCAAAAUGCCAGCAAAACAAAGGAAAAUAGCCAUUAUGGGUUAUAGAUCUGUAGGAAAAUCUUCACUUAGUAUACAAUUUGUCGAGGGACAGUUUGUGGACUCAUACGAUCCCACUAUUGAAAACACUUUUACAAAGACAACACGUGUCAAUAGUCAAGAUUAUGAAGUUAAACUGGUCGAUACAGCCGGUCAAGAUGAAUACAGUAUAUUUCCCACUCAGUACUCGAUGGAUAUUCAUGGCUACGUCCUAGUAUAUAGUAUAACUAGUGCAAAAAGUUUUGAAGUUGUGCAAAUCAUUUAUGAUAAAUUACUAGAUAUUACAGGCAAAGUCCAUGUACCUAUUGUCUUGGUAGGAAACAAGACUGAUCUUUAUGUAGAUCGAAUGGUCACUACUGAACAAGGGAAACGCUUAGCCGAUUCGUGGCGUGCUGUCUUUCUUGAAACUAGUGCUAAACAAAAUGAGUCUGUUGCUGAUAUAUUUCACACUCUGUUGACAGAAAUUGAAAAAGCAGAUGGCAAUGUCCAAGAGACAAAAAAUUGCGUUAUUUCAUAAAUUAACAAAAAAAAAAAAAAAUAAUAAUAACAAAUAUUUAAAAUAAAAAAAAAAUGCAAUUUAUCUUAUUUCCUGUUUACAAAAAAGUCAUUUUUGAGAAGCAAGAAACUUUUUUUAAAUCUUUUUUCUCAAUAUUUUCAAAAAGGUGCAUAACAAUUAAAAUAUGUAAUAUCCAAAAGUGACAGUUUGUGAAUAAUUUAUAUUUUAUACAUAUUAUUAUAAAUCACCUUAUUUGUAAAAGAAACCGUGAUUGAAAUUAAUUUUUAAAAAAUUUGAUUUUUUGAUUACUUUAAUAUUUUAUUGAGAUUUUUCAUUUUUUUUUUGUCUUUUUACUUUACUACAAUUAUUUCAAUUUGAGGUUUUUUUUAAUAUAAAGUCCAUAUCAAAACGACUUACAAAAAAAUUGGUAAAUUUAAACAAUUUUUAUUUUUAAAAAAUAUAUUAUAAAAUAAAUAAAAAAAUUUUUUUUAUAUAUCUUUUUAAAAAUAUAACGUGUAACAUUUUUUUUUUAUUAUAUAUUUUUAAUAUUAUGUAAGUAAUGGUAUAAUGCGCACUAAGGAAAAAUAAAACUACAUCUGUUAAACUGGUCAUUUUGAAGUGGACUUAUUCGUAUUGUAUAUUUGAGUAUUUUUACAGGAGACAUUUAAAACGCAUUGCGUAACUUUUAAUGUGACGCGCAUCAUUUUAAAUAUUCUCUAUCACACGGUAUGCUGUAUGUACACUGUAUGCAAUGAAAAACUGUAAAUACAAAAAAGAUUUUGACGUCAGAUGAACGUCAGGAUAUAUAAAAAAAAGAAUCAUAAAAUAAAAAAAAAGAUUUAAGUUGAAACUUGUCUAUUUUUUCAGAAAAAAGGAAAACGGAUUUAGAUAAUAUUUCCCUCGAAAAAAAAGAAUCUAACAAAUUAUAAUAAAAAUUCAUAGAAGGAUUUUAAUAAUUCAGGUAAAGGACUUUAUUAUGGAUAAAGAAAAAUUAUUUUUUUUUUUAUCUGAACAUGAAAGAUACCAUUUAUUUAUCAUCUUUUUGGGACAAACAAGUUUACAGGAAAAGGACACUUUGAAUAAAACGCAACUGCCAAUCAUUUUUAGCAGGUUCAAAGAUAUACAUAAAAUUGGAUUGUUAAAAUGUAAUCGUCAUCACCCAUGUUUUUUUUUUGUUUUUAUUUUUUUUUUUUUAUGUUAUCUGUCGUCUAAACGACACAAUUAUUAUUAUUAUUUCACAGCGGUACAAACGAUCAUAAUUGGAAAUAGAAACACUUCAAAAUUUAAGAAUAGUACUCACAAAAGUACAUUUGCUUGGUUUUUACUUCCCCCCUCACAAUGUACUAAACUUAUUAUUGGUUAUUAACGAUUAUAAGCACCUCGAAGUCUGAACGAAAAGCGUUUUAUUAUUAUAUAUUAUAAUAAUAAUCUUCGAAGAAAUUUCAAACAUAAAAUUAUCACUCGAUUAAAAUUCGACAAUGAUCACAUGAUAAACUAUAUAUAUAUAUAUUAUAGUAAAGAUACAAACAGGAGAUUUUACAGGCAAAUAUCGUUAAGCUCAAAAAUGUUUACUUAACUCUACUCUUUGUCGAGCGUCUUAAUUUUUAAUUAAAUUUUUAUUUUAUCUUCAUUUUUUUUAUAUAAUUAUAUUUAUAUAACGCUCGUCGAAAAUUUGAAUUGCUCGUUAUUUCAUUUAUUUUUCAUCUCCCAUAAAAUUGACAUUGAACAAUUGGCAAGCAACUAGGAUAUAUUUUUUUUUUUACAUAACGAAAAAGCAAUGCCUAAAUGUGCAAAUUUAUCUUAUCACGCACAGAAUUGAAAAAAGAAUUUUUUUUUCUCUUAAAACAAAAAUCACAAGAAUAAGGUACAUUAUACAAUAUGAGAGUAGAUCAAAUUUUGUUGGGCAGGGCUAAUCACAAUAUUUUUUAAAAAAGACUCUUUCUCUUUUUUUUUUUUUUUUUUUUUUGAUUGCUUAUAUAAUUUUCAAAACAGUUGAUAAUUCACAAGUUCAUUCUAAUUCAUUAUCUUUUUUUUUUUUUCUUUGAGAAGCUGAAAUCUCUAUCACAAUAAACUUUCGUAGUUUGUAUGUAUAUAUAUAAUAUUAAAAAUUGAAAGUGAUUUCUAGUUUCCAGAAAAACACUUAUUAAAUAGAUAUUUUCAAGUCUAUUAUGAUUUCAAGCAAGUGGACUAUCCUUGCAAGAAUUAUAAUUAAUUAUGCGAAAUAAUUUAUACAAAAAAAAAGUCGAACAUACAUUAAAAAUAAAAUUUAAAAUAAUAAUUUGAUCAAAAUAAUAAUACAAUUUCAUAUUAUAUAUUGACGAUAAGAAAUUAAUCACAAAAGAAGAAAAAUCACUUGACAAUUCUUGAUUUUUUUUCUUCUUUUUUUUUUCGUUUUCAAUGAUCGAAGAAAGAAAAUGAGACUUUCUUCGUAAAUAUCAGUCAUAUCCGAGCUCAGCAGUGAUUAGCCUCGCGAUUCAUAAUACAAUAGUAGUGCACAUCGUCAAUAAUUGAUUCUACAUUAUAAAAAGCGAAUUUUUCAUAUUUAUUUAUUUUUUUUUUUGUUUGUUUACUUAUUGAGCAAGUGUCUAAACGCUUUUCCUUUUUUUUUUUUUUGUCUAACUAGCGGACUAAGAGUAAAGCUACGCAAUAAUAUUACAUUUAAAAACGCCUCUGCGUCCUGCUUCGAAAGCGCUGUCGCGUCGUUUAUUACUAUUAUUAUUAUUACUUUUUAAUAAUUCUAAAGAGUUUUUCCACUAUAAAUUCGUUUAUUACACAUUAUUACGGAUAGUAUAGCAGUGACACGGCAUAGUUUUACAAAGAUUAACGAUUAUUAUUAUUAUUAUUAUUUCCCAUCAUCAGAAGAAAAUCGUACAAACAUCACGUGAAUAUUUUAUUAUGAAAUAUAAUAAUUGAUAAAAAGGCACACUCAAUAAAGAAGAUUUAUGAGGGGUCGUCAAUUCAAUAUUGAUAUCAAAGAAAAAAUUCAAAUACUCCAAAAAUUGAUUUUUUUUCAAAGAAAUUAAAUUAAUUAAUAAUAAUUGAAUAUUAGUAAUUUAAUAAUAGUCGAGUAAUUCAAUUUUGUAUUCUAUUCAAGUUGUUGAAUUUAUCAAUUUAAUGUAAUUAAUAUCUCAAAUGUACGAAUUUUUUUCAAAAUAAAAAUAAAAUUUUUCCAAAUUUAUCAAUAUUGAAAAGAAGAAGUGAAAAUUAGAAUUCUUCAAAAAAUCAAGUCAUUUAAAAACAAUAAAUGCAAUAACUCGAUUUUCGGUCAUAAAAGAAAAUUAAAUAGUAAAUAAAAUUUAUUUCGUAUUUUUCCAUUAAUUUUUUUUUUCAAAAUUUUGUUUAAAUAAAAAAAAAGUGUUUUUAAAUUUAAUAGAAAAUUUUUCGAAUUUUUUCUUUGAUUUUCAAAAAAGAUGUUUUUUUUCUCUUAUAUUAAAAAGACGUUCGCUUCGAAGCAGUCACAGCAGUGUGCGACGAGAAACGACGAAAUAAAUAAUCGUCGUGUUCGAAUUUUACAGUCGGCGUUGAAUUUUUACAGCCUUCAAAAAAGCUUGUACACAUAUAUAAUAGUAAAAUAAUAUAUAAUCAUAAUAUUAAUUAAUACAAUAUAUCGUUAUUUGGAGCCCAUGGGCGCAGUAGGUACAGCGUUAUUUUUUUUUUAUUUGUUGACAAUUAUAACGGACUCUAAUUAAUAUAUAAUUAAUUAUAUUUAUAAUUAUAAGGUACAAUAUGUGCACGGUGGUCGUUGUGUGACAAUGUGUGUAUGUGUGUGAGAGAGACGUGAGUGUCGUCGCGCUCUGAAGAUAUAAUAAAUGCGCUUCUAUCGAGAAUAAGUCACUUCCUUUACAUAUAUUUUUUUUUAGAAAAUCUUUUUCUUUUUUUUUUUUUUUUAAAUACAUAAUACAUGAAAUUCAUAUGGAUAGUGACUUGUUCACGACUUGAUGCGCAUCGAGUAUAUAAAGGUUUUCUACCACAGCCCAUUUAAUGAUAUAUAUCAUUUACACAUAUAUAUAUUAAUAUUAUUAUCGUUACGGUGAUAUAUUAUUCUUUUUUUUUUUAAUAAUUAGUAGAUACGUAUAUAUAACAUAACGGAAAAUAUAAAAAAAAGACCUUUUACUAAACUUGUGUCAUUUGUCAGCCCCGAAAUAUUUACUAAUCUAUCUUUGUCUCCUAUCGAGAAGCACGUUCUUUAAACUCUCAAUCUAUUCAAAAAAAAAAAGAAAUAAUUUACAGUGUAAAAAAAGAAGCUCAAAAAGUGCCGAUAUGUUUUUAUAAUGGAAAAAUAAUCACAUGAGAAAUUGUCAAAUUUUUGUUUUUUUUUUUUCGUCAAAAAAUUUAACUUCCCCCCCCCCCCCCCCUUUGAGUUUAAAACGUGCUCACGAAGGAAAUUGCUACUACUCGGAAAGACAAGCGGCAAAAUACUGAUUAUAUCAGAGAAGAAUUCACUGUAUUAGAAGCACGACGUGAAGUUUAACAAAUUUCUAUCUAAUCUAUAAAUUGUCACGUCAACUAGUGGAAGUUAAAUAUUGCACUAUCUGAAAAAUAAAGAAUAUAAAGCUACGAGAAAAAAAAAACCCUCAAAAGGAAGACGGAGAAGAGGCGACGACACUUCUCCGAAUAUUUUCAAUUUUUUUUCCUUCUUUUUUUUGUUUUUUUUUUUUGUUUGUUAUACUUAAUAUAUAUCGAUUAGGCUUCGAACAAACUUUUAAUAAAAUAUAUCAAUCACAAAAAUGUCUAAUUAUUCUUUAAAUACAAAUUGUGUAAAAAUUCGACGGACUUUGCGCGCACCGUCCUUUUUUUGUGUGGAGAGUCACAAAAAAAUUUUUUUAAGCCAUUUAGACCUUAUAUAACUAAGAAAAAAAGUAGCAUUUUCAAAAGCAAAAAAAAAUAAA